AUGGACAAAAUCUCUCUUAACUCAUCGUCGACACAAGAGCAACGUAUGCUAUUGGAAGACAUAGAAGCAAUCAUAGGCCAACUAGUGCAAAGAGGUGAAAAUGUCGACAAUCAGCACAUGUAUCAAAAGCUGCUUUCGAAAUUUCCGGUCGGAAUCCAACGAAAAGCUCUCCACAAAAAGAUCACUCCACCCGACGAACCCUUCACCAUGCAGCAGCGGUUAAAAUAUUUUGAAGAGGUUAUAACCAGCGAGGAACUGAUAUGUCGCCAGACCAGUUCAACACCUCCUCGAGAUACAGUUAGCUUCAACAACAAAGUCAAACAUUGGAAGUCGUAG
Angiostrongylus costaricensis is the source of this 336-nucleotide messenger RNA. Lineage: Eukaryota; Metazoa; Nematoda; Chromadorea; Rhabditida; Metastrongylidae. The record is from the annotation of a GenBank genome assembly.